Molecule: messenger RNA, 1067 nt
Organism: Colossoma macropomum (tambaqui)
Lineage: Eukaryota; Metazoa; Chordata; Actinopteri; Characiformes; Serrasalmidae
Product: T-cell immunomodulatory protein-like
Cellular component (GO): plasma membrane
Source: RefSeq, a predicted model, not a curated record
GGUAUACUGGACAUGAUCGUGCUGAGCCGGACUGAGGGCAAGAAGGAGCUGACCAUCCACGCCCUGAAGAACAACUUUGAGGCAGACGCUUACUUCGUCAAAGUGAUCGUGCUCAGUGGGCUCUGCUCUAAUGACUGUCCUGAGAAAGUGAAGCCGUUCGGCGUGAAUCAGCCUGGCCCGUAUGUCAUGUACACCUCGGUGGACUCUAAUGGCUACCUGAAGAACGCCUCCGCUGGUCAGUUGAGUCAGUCCGCCCAUCUCUCUCUCCAGCUGCCCUACACUGUGCUCGGACUGGGCCGGAGCGCCAACUUUCUGGAUCAUCUUUUCGUGGGCAUACCCAGACCACCUGGAGUAAAGGACAUGAGGAAACAGGAAUGGACCGCAAUCAUUCCCAACUCCCAGCUCAUCGUCAUUCCGUAUCCAAACUACGAUCCACGCAGCUGGAGUGCUAAGCUGUACUUGACCCCCAGUAAUAUCGUUCUGCUGACGGCCAUCGCUCUGAUUGGUGUGUGUGUCUUCAUCCUGGUCAUUAUCGGAAUCCUUCACUGGCAGGAAAAGAAAGCAGACGACAGAGAGAAACGACAAGAGGCCCAUCGCUUCCACUUCGACGCCAUGUGAGGAACCAGAGAGCAUCACUGGAGAGGCUGAGAAGACCCACCAUAACGCGUUCAUCUCACUGGAGAGUUUAUUUAAUAACUUAUUUCUUGAUUUGCCCCACUGGAGAGUAUUUAUGUCUUUAUUUCAACUGAAUGUGCUAUUAUUUAUGACCAAGACGCCCUGUGAGGUGUGGAUAUUCCCCUGUUGUCGCUCUGAUGUCCAGAGAAACUGGUUUUCUGUUUUAUUUUGUGAUGGAUGAAUGUUUACUUGAACAUGAGAACGUAAUGGUAUAUUCUCAGAGGCGAAGUGUUGAUUUCCCGAAAGUAAUGAAACAUUUCAGUGCCAUUUUUGUUGGUCUCGUUUGGUAUAAAGUUGUAUUUCUUUCUCUUUGGCUUCUCUCUGAGGCAGGAGACAAAAACUAGGACCAGUUAUGGGAUAUUUUUCUCACUUUUUAAUAUUUUCGACAUGGU